Jaminaea rosea is the source of this 886-nucleotide messenger RNA. RefSeq lists its product as hypothetical. Gene Ontology annotation, molecular function: serine-type peptidase activity. The transcript is spliced from 2 exons. Bases 284 to 637 code for a protein of 117 amino acids. Gene Ontology annotation, biological process: proteolysis. The record is from RefSeq and is a predicted model, not a curated record. NCBI's taxonomy places the organism in Eukaryota, Fungi, Basidiomycota, Exobasidiomycetes, Microstromatales.
CGUCGUCAUGACAGUCGCUCAAGUGCUUGGCGUUAGAGGCUUUCGGACUGUACGAUUCAAUUCGCGAGGAGUAGGACAGAGUGGGGGCAGAGGUAGCUGGACAGGAGAGGUAGAGGCGCAAGACUAUAAGGCGCGUGGCAGGGGACAUUGAGAGGUUGACAGCUCGCUGACCACCAUCACGCAAUGGCAGGCGGUCGCACAAGCCAGCAUUGCCAGCUUUCAGCACGACUUCCCUUCAGCUACAGGAGCCGUCCUAGUCAUUGCAGGCUACUCUGCUGGGGCCAUGUACGCUUCGGCCGCCAGCGAUCUCCAGCUACCGAGCGUCUUCGACCCUGCCCUACGCUACCUUCUCAUCUCGUUUCCUCUCGACAAGCUGUGGGCGCUGUCGCUGUUCGCUGCUACGAGAUGGAAGCAACGGGUGGCUGCGAUCACUCAGCUCGAGCAGAUUCGGGUGCUCUUGGUCCAAGGCACCACAGAUCAGUUCACCAAGGCAGAGAGCUAUCGCAAGUGGUGCGAGGAGCUCGACAGGAGCUCUAACGGCGUCACCGUAUCGACGAUCGAGGGAGCAGACCAUUUCUGGAGCACGCCGCAACAACGCGACCAUCUCGUAGCGGCCGUCAAACGCUGGUUGCAGUAGCAGCAUUCCGCCAGCUAGUCUACUCUGUGCGCGAAGCUGCUUUCGGUGGUCGUCGGGAGUCCAGGCCGUACAGUGACAGUGGUAGGCUGCCGGCGUCUAGACGAGACUUUGGCAUUGAGUCACGUCGAGGAUGAGAAUGGAGACCAGGCUUUGCUUGAGCAGCAUCCCAGCCCGAGCUGAGAUCCGUCGUCGUGUCUUGCCAGGCCAUGCCAUCGCAUCGCAUCGCAUCGUACGCCCCACUCUCCGAAA